AAAGUAUUAAGAAUGUACGCAGAGUUUUCCAAAGAGAAGGCUUGGAGUUAUCCCUCAGCCCUGCCGAGCGUUACAUCGGGGUGGCCGCAGUGUCUGUAGAGUAAUGAUACUGAGCAUCUUCCACUACAGCUACCAUGGGCCUUCCUCUCCUUGUCUUCUUCAUCUGCGCAGCGAUUCCCGUAGAAUUUGUACUGGCCACCGAGGUUUGUGGAGACCUUCUGCACGACAAGUCGUCUCCACCGCGACACCUCCACGCCUUCAGAAGCUCCUGUUAUGAGUUUGUGGAGGAAUCUCUGGACUGGUUCCAGGCAGAGGACGCCUGCCAGGACAGGGGGGGCGAGCUCCUGGAUGUCGUCGACAGCAAGGGUUUCCUCCAGAGCCUCAAGGAAGGGAAUCUGGAGUCUACCCUGACCUGGUGGCUCGGAGAGGGGGUUGAAGAAAAGGACCGUGUACCCCCCAUGGAGUCGACAGAACUGGAGGCUUCGAGGGGCGCCUCCUUAUUCCUUUGUACCUACCUGGACCCCAAGAAUAACCUGGUGACAUCCAAGGAAUGUGACAAGAGGCGGGGCUACCUCUGCUCUCUGGAUAUACUGCCUACAGAAGAAGCAACGGAUGAAAAACGAAAAACUCGUAAGUGA
This is a messenger RNA of Gadus macrocephalus (Pacific cod), 638 nucleotides long. RefSeq lists its product as uncharacterized. The coding region runs from base 135 to 638 and encodes 167 amino acids. NCBI's taxonomy places the organism in Eukaryota, Metazoa, Chordata, Actinopteri, Gadiformes, Gadidae. The record is from RefSeq and is a predicted model, not a curated record. The transcript has 4 exons.